GUCAUUUGCCAAAUGUCACCAAAAACUAACAUCAGUUUUGACAAAUUGACAAACAUGGACGAGUGCAAUGGCAAUUUUUUAUAAAUUAAAAGAAAUAAGUUCAGUAAAAAGAAAAGUAAAAGUUAGUUCAGUUCCUUUGUUAGUGCCCCCAACGUUAGAAUGUCGUUUGAUACAAGUGAAGAGAUGGACAUUCAACAAGAGCUUGAAAAUAUUGAUAAUGUUAUAAGCUUAACUAGAGCAAAUAUUGAUGCCUUAAAUGCAAAAUUUGCCGGUUUUCAACAUCCACCAACAAUGUAUAUUAAAGAAUACGAAGAGUUAACGUCAAAACUACACGAGCUUGAAUCUAAACAAUUGAGACUGAUGGAACAGCUCAGUAAAGAAAAUUCAGACAAUUUGAGUGAGCGAUAUGAACCGCAGUAUGAGACGGUCAAACCACAGUAUGAAACACUUAGGCCUAAAUUUUUGCGAGCGUACUUACCCAAUCAGCAACGAACUAGUGUUCAAGUGCGUGAGGGUCUUAGUUUAAGAGAGGCUUUGUCUAAAGCCAUGAAAUUAAGAAAUUUAGUUUGUGAAACGUGUCGUGUAUAUUCUGGUUGUGGUUAUUCUGAUGAAGCUAUAAAUUGGGAUACCGAUAUCAGUACUUUAAACUGUGAUGAAAUUACAGUUAAAAUUUUAGAUAAAUUUCCUAUUCCUACUAGUAUUUCACAUAAUUUUGUUAGAAAGACUUUUUUUACAUUAGCUUUUUGUGAAUGCUGUAGGAGACUAUUAUUUCAAGGUUUUUAUUGUCGGACUUGUGGUUAUAAGUUUCAUCAGAGAUGUGCAGCUAGAGUGCCCCUUCUAUGUCAUCAGGUUCGUAUGACAGAUGCUUACUACAGAGCGUUGCUAGCUCUACCAGCAGAAUCAAGUCCAGCAGGUAUCCUCCAUGCGGGUCAGGCUGAGUUAGAACUACCGUCAAAACAAGAAAGACAUUCUGGCACAUUAGGACAUCACGAUAGAUCUAAUUCAGCUCCAAAUGUUUGUUUAAAUAAUGUUAAAGCUUCUGGUGAUGAGUAUCCCAAGACGUUACCAAUUUGUAGAGGACUUGAAGGAGACUGUGCACCACAUUGUAGAAGUACCCAGGCAUCUCCUACAGGUUCCCUUCAACCCCGUCGACAACGUGCCAAAUCGGCAGAUGAAAGCAAACCUCUUCUCGCUCCUCGUGAAAGUAUUGAAGACUGGGAAAUACCAGCGGAUGAGAUUCUAGUAGGUUCUAGAGUUGGAUCAGGAUCUUUCGGUACCGUUUAUAAAGCCCAUUGGCAUGGACCUGUGGCGGUGAAAACACUGAAUGUGAAAAUUCCAACAAUAGGCCAACUACAAGCAUUUAAGAACGAAGUAGCAGUUUUGAGAAAAACUCGACAUGUCAACAUUCUUCUUUUCAUGGGUUGCGUUAGUAAACCACAGUUAGCAAUUGUAACACAAUGGUGUGAAGGCUCUAGUUUGUAUAAGCAUCUACACGUUUUAGAAACAAAGUUCCAACUAUUCACGUUAAUAGAAAUAGGUAGACAAACAGCACAAGGUAUGGACUAUCUACAUGCCAAGAAUAUUAUUCACAGAGAUCUAAAAUCGAACAAUAUAUUUCUUCAUGAUGAUCUAACAGUGAAGAUAGGGGACUUUGGUUUAGCUACGGCCAAAAUUAGAUGGUCUGGUUCACAUCAAUUUCGUCAACCGACAGGAUCGAUUUUGUGGAUGGCACCAGAAGUAAUCCGUAUGCAGGAAGACAAUCCAUACAGCUUUCAAUCUGACGUAUACGCUUUCGGUAUCGUGAUGUUUGAAAUGUUGGCGGGACAGUUACCAUAUUCGCACGUUAAUAACAAAGACCAGAUACUCUUUAUGGUCGGUAGAGGGUAUCUUAAGGCCGAUCUCACAAAACUAAGAUCCGAUACUCCAAAGGCGCUGAGACGACUUACCGAAGACUGCAUAAAAUUCAACAGAGAUGAACGUCCAUUAUUUCGACAAAUACAUGCGUCGUUGGAGGGAUUAUUAAGGAAUCAUCCAAAAAUUAGUCGAUCAACAUCCGAACCUAACAUGAAUCGAACUCAUCUCCAAUCAGAUGAUUUCAUGUAUACAUGCUCGAGUCCUAAAACACCCGUACACUUCGGUGCGGGAAGUUUUCUAUUCUAUUCUAGUGGUACUGGUAACAUUUGAAUUUUUGGGUGUCUUAUUGAUUCUGGUGUAUGUGAGUCGAUUUUAUUGAAGCAGAGUUCCGACGUCCUAAUUAUUUUGAAUCUAUUGUUGACUGAGAGAUGGCAGCGGUACUGUUUGAUUUAUUUUUAAAAUAUUUUUUUAUAAUUAAUUUGUUAUUCUGUAUUUCAUGGAUUUGAUUAAAAUUUAUCUAUUAAAAACACUGUUGGAUAUAUUAUUAUAUACAAUAACAAAAACACUUUGUUUGUAAAAAAUAUAUCUGAAAUAAUACCGAUGCUAUCUCUACUGUAUAUUGUUGUUUUUAAACGGAUAUGUCCAAGUGCACUGGUUAGUCUGAAAAAUGUUGAAUUUUUUCCCGUUAAUGACUAUUCUAAAUUCAUUGGAUAGUUUAGACGAUAAUUUUUUUUGGGUAAAGUGAAAUGUUGGUAUGAAUGAAAAACAUUUUUACUUUGUUCAACGUAGAAUUCAUAAACUUGACUUACCGUUUGCUGUUAAAAAAUUAAAAAUAUUGAAAGGCAUAAUACCAUUCAUAGUUUGACGUUUGAUGUCGUAGUUUAGUAACGGAGACAUACCCCGCUACUAAGGUAUUAAAAGUCAAGCCGGGGACCAGGGUCAAUGACGGGUCAAGGUCAAACUGAGUUAAACGACCAAUCAAGGUCAAGGACCACUCCGCAUUCACAUACCCUCAACCACUAUGGCAUCAAAGGUCAAGCUUGACAAGUCGUUGAACUGGGAUUGACCUUGAUUGGUCAUUGAUGCCAUAGUGAUAAGUGGUAUGUGAGUGCGGAGUGGGAGGUGUCACAGAAUCCCCAUUUCUCCCCUACUCAGUUUACCUAUCGGUCUGCCGUUGUUGAUUUUCAGUAUAAACGAAUUUUAUCUUUUCCUGUCGGCUGUUCGUAUCGAUAGAAAAGAGCCAAUUACAACUGUUCACGUUUGUCAUGUUUGUUCCAAUAAUAAACUUCGCUAUUUUUCAUAAUAUCGUCCAUGAAUAGCGGAUUACAAAUAAAAACAGAAAAAUAUCACAACAAAAAGCAGUAUACAUGUCAAAAAGGAUUAGAAAAUUUUUAGGCAGCAAACGGAAAGUCAAGUUUAUGAAUCGGCCUUAACAGUAUAAACAUUCUAUUUGUGAAAAACCCACUGUUUGUUAUUCAACUUUUAUGUAUUUAAUUAUUUUGUGUCAUACAUGAUCAUCCAAGUUACUCAAUCUAUUAUAUAUUUUCCGUAUAAUUUUCUUUAUUAUGUAUUAUGUAGUAUAGAGUCAGUCCUAAAACAGAAAUCCUCUAAACAACUGAUUAAUUAUUCUACAGUUUUUAAAUUAAAAGGUUAAAUUUUCAAGCAAGUACAUUUUCCUAAAAACCUAUUAAUAAACUAAUAUUUCAUUCUCUAUUGUUGUCCAAAAUUUGUAUUACAUAUUGGGUGCAAUAGAAUUUAUGAAAAAAACAAGAUCCAAGAUCAUCCUUAUAUACGUGAUUUUGACAAAAUUAUCAUCCUUAUCCUGUAUCUUUCUAUACCAAGUGGAUUCUAACAAGAGUAUUCACAAAUUUAUUGUGUAUUGAGCUAUUGACAACACUGCAAUCCAUUUUCGCACUUUUGUACAAACUAAACGAAUAUUCUCCUGUUUACCUCCAAUAGGAAACACUUACUAGUGCCAGUGACAAUGAGAGACUUGUCAGCAUAUUUUAAUACGUGUGCUAGAAAGCCAGCUGGUAGAUGAAAGAACAUAACCGUCAUCAUAAAUCAAAAGUUUCUAGAAUUCCAAGGUAGUGUAGUUUCUAUCAACCUUGUCCUCGCGACGAUUCAACUUAGUUCAUAUUAACUUUUUAUGACCUUCGGGGUUAAUAACCACCAUAGUAGGUGAAAUUGUUGAAAACUUGAAUUUCAUUAACUGAAAGUUUGUUUUUUAUUUACAAAUACAUAUUUUGCUUUGUUCAACGUUUUUAGUUCAGUCAGCUUCUUUAUAUAUUUAUUGUAACGUUUUUUGUAUUUAUUUACACUCUUUCUAUUCGUGCGGUAAAUUAAUAAACACUGUCUCUUACGUUCUUAAUUUAUUUACACACUAUACACUAUAAUAUACAUAAUAUACACUCAACUUAUAAUUAUUUACUUAUAAAUAUCACUAAUAAUUUCUAUGAUUACUUUUACUAAUUCGUUGUUUUCACUACGACUUUUUGCUUAAAACUAACUGCGCCGCAUAAACUUAUUUAUAUACCAGAAAUAGAAUUCUACCAAGUUCUAGAACAAAAAGAAACACAAUAAAUAAAUAUACUUUCCUAGAAAUUAUUUAGAAGAAAUACUUCUAUAAUAAAAAGUUCAUCAAAGUUCAUUUAUAAACAACAGAUCAAAGGCACCGUGCGAAUUCGCCGAAUUUUGGAAUUCUAUUGUAGCUGGAUAUGGCCGGCCUAAAGACCCAUUUUGCAAGCUUGUUCGUAACAUUAUGAAAAAUGGAAUGUGCUAGCGAGUAUAGUUAGGGGGUAAUUUUUUUAGACACUCUUGAGUUAGUAAAAAAAAUUGAGGGAUACUCAAUUUAUUGUGACGGUCAACAUUCUAAAUCAAGUCUUCAGAUAAUUAGCCUAUUUUCGAUUAAAAAUAUUAAAAUAUUAUAAUGGUGAUAAAUCUCUCACUAGUGUCUUCUUGAACUGUUUGAAGUUAAAGAAUGUGGGAAAAUGGAUUGCGCUUUGAUGAUAUCCUGGUAUAGAAUUAAUGAAAUAAUAUCCAUUAAAAUUCCAACACAAUUUUUAGUUAUUCAAAAAGAACCAUAAGUUUUUAUAUUAUGCUAUUGAAAAAAAUACCUGAUUCAUAUUUUUGUGUGUCACUUUAUACUUUGGACAUCCAACAAUAAAAAAUUGUUUUCUAAGCAUUUUUAUAUUAUUGAACUGUUUACGUUUUCUUUAAACUUUAGUUGCUUAUCGGAACAUAACAUUUUGAUCAUAAAUGAUGUAGAAAAAAGAUCUCAGAAUGCCUCUUUUAUACUUCUGAUAUUGUUUUUACAAUAAAGAUAUUUGUGAUUGUAAAUUAACUAAUAGUUCCAAUACAAUGUUGUCAUGUUUUCCUCGCUGAUUUAGACCAGUUUAUCGUAUACAGAAUAAUAGAUAUUUAAUAUUUGUUGAGGUUAUGUAAUUGAUAGUAUUUAUUGUUUUUCUGUGUUUAAACUAAGUGUGUAAACAUUUUAAUUUUAAUUCUACAAAUACUAAAAGUUAUUUCCUUUUGUCAGUGCUCAUGAACAUUUUGCUGUUUUUUUCCCUUUCACAUAACAUCAAAUUUUCUUUUAAAUAAGAUAGUCACCUGUUAUCAUUUGAAAAUGAAUUCUUGUCACAAGCUGGCACAAGGGAAUUUGGUGUGUUAUCAUUUGAUUUGUUAGUUCAUCUCAAAUAUUUUUCAAUCUUGACAUUGAAUAAAAUUAUUGGCCACAGAGCUACAUUAAGCUCUCGAAAUGACUUUCAUGUAUGGAAUUCUUGAAAAUCGAAACAAGAAAGAAACCAUGACCGUUCAAGUCUAAGAAAAACGUUCGAUUAAAUGUCUGUGCUCCUUGAAUGAAUUUUGAACUACUGUUUGGGUGCUACGAUACGACGAGGUAACACAUUCUUUUUGUCACAAAAUGGUAUAAUAUGUCAUAUUUUUAUUGUUAGUUCAUCUAUAAUGUAUUUUUCAGUUUGAUAGAGAUCUACAUUUAGCUCGGAAAAUUACUUUUAUUCCGGAAAAAUAGGGGACAAAAAAGAAGCCAUGACCGAAAAUCACUCUUUUAAUUUUGUAAUCAACGUCCGGUGAAAUGUCUGUGCUUCUUUAAUGAAUUGUAAUAAUUUGAUUUGGCUCCUGUCAACAUCAACAACCACCAUAUCAUUUCUCCUGAUUGAGUUUCGUCCGACUGUUACGAUAAAUGAUUUGUUAUUUUGAAAUAAACCAUUUAACACUCGGAAUAUCUUUACAUUUGAUAAGGUUUUUCUGUCAAUUAUUCUAGUCUUUUUCGUUAAAAUGUGUAAUGUGAAACUAGUCUUUUCUCAUUCUCUAGAUGUUCAAGUGCACUACCUCACUAUUAUUUCACUAAGGUUUAAACCCAUUUUUAUAAUUUUCACAUAAUAAAUCAAAUUUAAGUAAGAAAAUAGUACCAUGAGUAUAUUUGUUGAGUAUUAUUUAUUUUCAUUAAUAUUAAUAUUUUUAUGUGUUAAACAUAACCUCAACACAAUUAUAGGUUUUUCAAUGAUUGAUGAAUGCAAGAGGUAAUUAUAGCUCACCAUACACUAUUGUUGGGGAAAGCAUUUUUUAAAUUAACUCUUACCUGUGUUACAUAAACCGUUGUUUAUAUAUUUACUUAAAGGUAUUUUAACGGGUAGACUGCAGUUGAACAAGAGGAGUUACGUUUAUUGGAAACAUUUUAAUCUCACAUGGAAAGACCAUUUAAAUGCUAUAUUUUCAGUUCAGUCUAGAGUGAAAUGAUUUAUUAUAUACACGUAAAAUGACUAAUAGUACGACAUUAGUUUAUGGCGGGCAUUUACACGAAUAUAGUCAUCUGUUUGGAUCAUUGAAAAGACUAUAAAUUUUAUACUACAUGUUGAUUUUACUAAAACCAUAUUCAAGUGAUUGUUUGGUAAUUUAAAUAUACUAGUGUGUGUCUGUUUUGCCUGAAUGCUAUUGUAUGUGUGAAAACAUAAAGCCUCUAAGUUAUUCUAUUGAAUAUACAUUUGAAUUAUACAACUAUUGUUUUGUUUUUAUAAAUAAAAUGUUACUAAAA
Molecule: messenger RNA, 6907 nt
Organism: Diorhabda carinulata
Lineage: Eukaryota; Metazoa; Arthropoda; Insecta; Coleoptera; Chrysomelidae
Product: raf homolog serine/threonine-protein kinase Raf
Exons: 7
Coding region: 160-2184 (674 amino acids)
Biological process (GO): protein phosphorylation; signal transduction
Molecular function (GO): ATP binding; protein kinase activity
Source: RefSeq, a predicted model, not a curated record